Molecule: messenger RNA, 771 nt
Organism: Dromaius novaehollandiae (emu)
Lineage: Eukaryota; Metazoa; Chordata; Aves; Casuariiformes; Dromaiidae
Exons: 5
Coding region: 73-771 (232 amino acids)
Source: RefSeq, a predicted model, not a curated record
UGGAGAGACCCUCAGCCCUUGACACGGCGUGUCACCGUCCCUCGGCAGGUCAAGCAGGCUGUGCUCAGGGCGAUGGGUGCCAUGAUGGGUGUCCUCCUGCACGUGGAGGAGCACCGUGAGCACGCCUGGGAGCAUCUCCUCUGGCUGCUGCACCAGUAUCGGGAAGUCUGGGACCCCUCUGGGGUGACCGUGAGUCUCGGCUAUUUCCUGGGGGCUGUGGCAGACAUUCAGACCCGCGUGCCCCGGGCCAGGCAUCUGGCCAUCGCCACUGCUGUGCACCAGCAGCUCUGCGAUGAGAUGGAGCCGCCCAGCCCAGAGCACAGAGCAGAGCUGUGCCGCUGCAUGGUGCUGCAGGCCCGAAUUUGCCCGGAGGAGACCAUCGAGUUCCUCUACUACAAGCUGAGGAACGGGAGCAAGGCCGAUCGCGUGGCAGCCGUGGCAGUGCUGCAAGCUCUGGUCCGCUCUGACGCCCCGGACACGAGGGAUAAGCUGACCCUGUUUGCGAAGCUGGUGCAGUCCGUGUGCCAUGACCCCGCGGCCCAGGUGAGCUGGUUUGGGCAGGGCUGGUGCUGCCACCGGGGCACAGCAGCCCUUUUCCCGGGCAGAGCCUGGCGAGGCCAUAGCCACAGGCCAAGGCAGGGCCCGGGGCUGGAGGCCGCUGGCGGCCAGGGAGUGAGGGCUGCUGCUGCGCGGCCCAGCCAGAAGGGCUGCAGCACGGCGAAGGCAGCUCCGCUGGGCUUUGGGCCGGGUCGUGACUGCAGCCUCCCGUGA